AUGACACCAAGGAACGUAACAGGAUUUUCAGAAUUUCUUCUUCUGGGAUUCUCAGAGGAACCAGAACUGCAGCCACUCAUAUUUGGGCUUUUCCUCUCCAUGUACCUAAUCACUGUGUUUGGAAACCUGCUCAUCAUCUUGGCCAUCGGCUCAGGCUCCCGCCUCCAUAUGCCCAUGUAUUUCUUCCUCUCCAACCUCUCCUUUGUAGACAUCUGUUUCACCUCCAUCACCAUCCCAAAGAUGCUGUUGAACAUUCGCACCAAGAGCCAAGUUAUAACCUAUGAAGGCUGCAUCACCCAGGUGUAUUUUUUAAUGCUGUUUGCUGGGUUGGAUGACUUACUCCUGACUGUGAUGGCCUAUGACCGCUUUGUCGCCAUCUGCCACCCCCUGCACUACACAGUCAUCAUGAACCCACAACUCUGUGGAGUUUUGGUUCUCGUUAGUUGGGUCAUAAGUGUCCUGCAUUCCUUGUUACAGACAUUAAUGGUGUUGAGGCUGUCCUUCUGUGGACAGUUGGAAAUUCCUCAGCAUUUCUGUGAACUCAAUCAGAUACUCCAACUUGCCUGUUCUGACACCUUUCUUAAUGACAUUGUGAUAUAUAUUGCAGCUGUACUGCUGGCUGGUGGUCCUCUCACUGGAAUUUUUUACUCUUACACUAAGAUAGUUUCCUCCAUACGUGGAAUCUCAUCAGCUCAGGGGAAGUAUAAAGCAUUUUCCACCUGUGCAUCUCAUCUCUCAGUGGUCUCCUUAUAUUAUUGUACAAGCUUAGGAGUGUACCUUAGCUCUGCUGCUACCCACAGCUCACACUCAAGUGCAAUGGCAUCAGUGAUGUACACCGUGGUCACACCCAUGCUGAACCCUUUCAUCUAUAGUCUGAGGAACAGAGACAUAAAGAGGGCGCUGAAGGCAUUCUUCAGAAUGGCAGCUAUAAAACACCACUUGCCCUGA
Molecule: messenger RNA, 948 nt
Organism: Hippopotamus amphibius kiboko
Lineage: Eukaryota; Metazoa; Chordata; Mammalia; Artiodactyla; Hippopotamidae
Product: olfactory receptor 7A17-like
Exons: 1
Coding region: 1-948 (315 amino acids)
Biological process (GO): G protein-coupled receptor signaling pathway
Cellular component (GO): membrane
Molecular function (GO): G protein-coupled receptor activity; olfactory receptor activity
Source: RefSeq, a predicted model, not a curated record